Gadus morhua (Atlantic cod) is the source of this 4492-nucleotide messenger RNA. RefSeq names its product IQ motif and Sec7 domain ArfGEF 1b (gene iqsec1b). Bases 22 to 1713 code for a protein of 563 amino acids. The transcript is spliced from 9 exons. Gene Ontology annotation, biological process: actin cytoskeleton organization; regulation of ARF protein signal transduction. Lineage: Eukaryota; Metazoa; Chordata; Actinopteri; Gadiformes; Gadidae. Gene Ontology annotation, molecular function: guanyl-nucleotide exchange factor activity. The record is from RefSeq and is a predicted model, not a curated record.
GUGUUUAUAAGUGUGUGUGAUAUGUGUGUGCAGCUCAUUGUUGUAUGCGUCGCUCCCGACCUGAGUGUGUUCUCGCGUGUGUUCUGCAGCCAGCGCUACUGCAUCUGCAACCCGGGCGUGGUGCGGCAGUUCCGGAACCCGGACACCAUCUUCAUCCUGGCCUUCGCCAUCAUCCUCCUCAACACGGACAUGUACAGCCCCAACGUCAAGCCCGAGAGGAAGAUGAAGCUCGAGGACUUCGUCAAGAACCUGAGAGGGGUGGACGAUGGGGAGGACAUCCCCAGGGAGAUGCUGGUGGGGAUCUACGAGCGGAUCCGGAAGCGGGAGCUGAAGACCAACGAGGACCACGUGUCCCAGGUCCAGAAGGUGGAGAAGCUCAUCGUGGGGAAGAAGCCUAUUGGCUCUUUGCACCACGGUCUCGGCUGUGUCCUCUCCUUGCCCCACCGGAGGUUGGUGUGUUAUUGCCGUCUCUUCGAGGUUCCCGACCCCAACAAACCCCAGAAGCUGGGCGUGCACCAGAGAGAGAUCUUCCUCUUUAACGACCUGCUGGUGGUCACAAAGAUCUUCCAGAAGAAGAGGAACUCGGUCACGUACAGCUUCCGGCAGUCCUUCUCCCUGUACGGCAUGCAAGUGAUCAUCUUCGAGAACCAGUAUUACCCGAACGGGGUGCGGCUGACGUCGGCGGUCCCGGGCGCCGACAUCAAGGUCCUGAUCAACUUCAACGCCCCCAACCCCCAGGACCGCAAGAAGUUCACCGACGACCUGAGGGAGUCCGUGGCGGAGGUCCAGGAGAUGGAGAAGUACCGCAUUGAGUCCGAGCUGGAGAAGCAGAAGGGCGUGGUCCGCCCCAUCAUGGGGUCGCAGGGGUCGGGGGUCAAGAAGGACACCGGGAACGGCCAUCUGAGCCGCGCCAGCCUGGACGACAGCUACGCCAUGGGGGAGGGGCUUAAGCGGAGCGCGCUCAGUAGCUCCCUGCGAGACCUGUCGGACGCAGGCAAGCGUGGGCGACGCAGCAGUGCAGGAUCACUAGACAGCAAUAUGGAAGGCUCCAUCAUUAACAGCCCCCACUUGCGGCGGCGCGCGGCCACGCCCGGCCGCGACUGCCCGUCCCGCCAUAGCGGCCAGUCGCUGCCCAACUCGUCCUCGCUGCUGGGCACCCUGUUCGGCCCCCGGAGGGUGAAGUCCCCCAGCCCCACCCAGGCCCAGGCCCAGGCCCACCCCACCCUCAUCUCCCACACACUGCACCCCACCAACCUCCACCACACGGCCCGCUCCGAGGCGGACGGCCCGGCCCCCCCGCCCGGCCCGCAGACGCACCCCCACCACGCCCAGUUCUGCCACGUGGGCCAGAACCCCCCGCCCUACCACCACCACCACCACUACCACCCCCCCGCCCUGGUCAAGCACCCGCCGCCCCACCCCCCCUUCCACGCCCCGGCCCCCACGCACCCCCUUCCCCCCCAGCAGCAGCAGCAGCAGCAGCAGCCGUCGACCUCCGCCUACCCGCCUCACCCCUACGAGAGGCAGGGGCACGGCAGCCAUGGGAGUCACCCCCCUCACGGAGCCCCUCAUGGCGCCCCCCAUGGCGCCCCCCAUGGCGCCCCCCACGGCCCCCCCCACGGCCCCCACCAUCACGGGCCCCCGACGGCGGCCCCGGCUCCGGCGGCCAGCAGCACCAAACCCAAACACAGCGGCAUCAGCACAGUGGUGUGAGGGCCGGAGGACCUCAGGGAGGACUCCGGGAGGUGAACCCGCCCGGUCACGCCGGUCCCGACACAGAACACUCCCUGUGUCUGAUUCUUCUUCCACUUCCUCCUCCUCUGCCGCCAGCGUCGGCGUCGGCGGUUUGUUUCGCGGGAACGGCGGACUCCCUGCGCGCCGCUCCUGUGGUUGCCACGACGACGACAAACUCCCGCCGGAAACAAAACGGCUGAGCAUGCACAAAAGUAACAAAGACCACCACUACUGUUUCUCCUGACGACGGAACCCGAAGUAGCGGCGCGAAGAGGGCCUCGAUCGGACAUCUUGGGAGACGAGUGAGCGUGCGCUGGUUCCCAACCGACCACGGGGGGCGUUUGUCUCGUGCGGGCCGUGGUGGCUAGGUGAGGCGCCGAGCCCGCCGAAAGCUAACUAUUUUAUCCUAGCCGUAGCUCAAAGUACACACUGUGAUAUCUCUGUAAACAGUCCUAAAUGUGCCAAUAAUGGAAGCAUUUACAAAAAGUUAGUCACAAGAUAUUUUCUCUCUCUGUGUAUAUCGUUGCAUAUAGUAUUUUGUAAAAAUAAUGAUAAUAUUAUCAAUAGUUAUUAUUAUUACUACAGAACAAAUGGCAGUCUAUAUGGCAUCAAUUCAAACUCAGUAUUAUACUCUCUCUAGUGUAGUUGACCUCGUUUCACUAUUAAGAAACCGGUAAAGCUUUGUAGGAAGUUUAGUGGGUCCAAAUGCUCUACGGUUGCCUUCGACAUUAGGACGCCGUGGUGGAGUGGAUUCGGUCACACCUUCCUCUACAGCACUCCGGCAGAGAAUGUUCCGCGCUCUUCCGCUGGUUGAAUGUCUGUUAGCCUCUUGCCCCCCCAGCUGUUUUUUCCAUCAUCGUUUGAUUUGUUUGGAACUAUUUUUUUUUCCUUCGUCCAAUAAAGAAAUGCUCUGUACAUCAUCCUCCUAACUGAUUAAGCGUGGCUCUCCAACUGUUAUCACAUUAUUAUUAUUUUUUUUAUAAACAUGCGUGGUGUUUAUGUCUUUUUUUGGGUGCUGGGACUUGAGGUAGUUGCUGAGGAAGGAGUCCGAUCGUGAACAUGCACGUCGUGCGAUGGGGAAUCUCAGCAGGCUGACGAUUCUCCCGCCCCCCCCUCUCACCAAUAGAAUGUCUCUUCACCGACGAUUGUCUGCCGUAGGAGCAGUACUAGUGUUUGAACUCUGCCUACUCCCCUUCCAUCGCACUGGACCACAGCUGUAGUAGUGCUGGUAUAGUGUUUACUGAGGCGCAGCCAACUCUAUCACAGGCCACCAUACAGCUGUAGUAGAAGCAUUUACUGAAGCUAAGCCUACUUACAUCAUUCUCCACUAUAGAGCUGUAGUAGUAGUAGUUUACUUAAGCUCAGCCUACUUUCUCUUCCCUCCAUUAUAGAUCUGUAGUAGUAACGUGAAGCUAUCCUACUCCCUCUACACUCCACAAUAGAUCUAUAGUAGUAGUGUUUAAGCCUACAUCCUUUAUGUAUCACCUUUAACUAUAACUGUUAACAUCGAUCGACAUGAACGGUAUCAUAGCCUAUAGUCUUCAUCAAAUAGAUAUAACUGGGUUUGAGUCACAUAUGUAAGUCGCUAAUAUGUUUUAUUUACACAUACUGUAUGUAGUUCCAAUAAUCAGUAGCUUAAGGCAGACAUUCAAAUAGGAUAUUAAGCUGAUAUAGGAAGGCACUCUGCCAAGACCAGUCGUCCAUCUUAGUUGUCCAGCAAAAAAAAACAUUGUUGAGGACCUCCACAUGACCGGAUCUCAGGACUGCUGCGUUUGCACACCGCAAUGACUAUUAGAAUGAAACGGUUAUAAUCUUCAUAUUGAAAACGUAAAGGAUUAUUACUUUUUUACUGAGUCUUUUCCAAUUCUAUUUUUAGUUAAAGUAUGUGUCUUUUAUGAAAGGCACCAUCACUUCCAGAACAUGAAUGUUAAUUUACUUAUCUCGUCUCAAAGUAUAUAUUUAUAUAAGACCUGGCCCUUAAUUAGCGAUGGAGUUACCUAAAUCAUUUAAUUCAGCCCAAUUAGUGUUGCAGAGACUGGAAUAAUUACAGAGUGUUCAGAGAACUUCAGAGUAAUUAGGAUGGAAAAACAAAUCCAUCCUACAACUGACCGACGACCACACACACACACACGCUCGUACAUACACACACACGCACGCACGCACGCACGCACGCACACGCACUCACACACACACACACACACACACACACACACACACACACACACACACACACACACACACACACACACACACACACACACACACACACACACACACCACUAAUUGGCUUGUUCCAUUUUGGUUCCAGAUGUAUCCCUCAAUGGCCGUAAGUAAGAUAUAAACGGAUAAAGAACUUGAUGAAAACCAAAUGUAGGUUUAAAUCGCUGGUAUUUAAAAAAGAGAAAACGUGUUCCAAUGAGCCUGAUUGUUCUACAUUCUCUUACUUGCUAUAUUUUUUUAAAUGUUUGUGUGAGGUUCUUUGUGACAUGCCGUGGAUGCCUAACGUUUCUGUUCCUCUCGAUGUUUGAUUUCCUAAACUGUUACUUCUAUCAAACACAGAGUUCCCAUGUCCCCUGGGCCGGCCAUGUAGCAUUGGGGUUCGCUCUUCUGGUCUUCUUUAUCCCUUUUUCAUUUCACAUUUCACCUCAGAAGAUGUGUCUCUGUAAAAAGAUAUGGCGAUCUCCCCAGGAGUGUAAAUAGAGCAGACAGCUGAGCGACCUUCGUGUUACUUUUGGUAAAAUAAAGACGGUAAAAAGGU